Messenger RNA from Fonsecaea nubica, 1356 nucleotides. RefSeq lists its product as hypothetical. Gene Ontology annotation, molecular function: pyridoxal phosphate binding; transaminase activity. The record is from RefSeq and is a predicted model, not a curated record. The coding region runs from base 1 to 1356 and encodes 451 amino acids. Lineage: Eukaryota; Fungi; Ascomycota; Eurotiomycetes; Chaetothyriales; Herpotrichiellaceae. Gene Ontology annotation, biological process: amino acid metabolic process; biosynthetic process. The transcript is spliced from 2 exons.
AUGCCAGAGAAGGGCUACGUCUCGCAACGGGCACUAUCCAACCUGGUCCCGCCCACACCAAACCUCCACGCCGUCCGCUCGCACUGCUUCCACAACCAGUACGACCCCGAAACCAACCCGGACGGCAUCGUCGCGCUGGCCAUCGCCGAGAACAAGCUGAUGCGCGACGAGAUCUGUGCGCACAUCAACGCCCACACGGCCAUCACGCCGUGGCACUUGACCUACGGGCAGGGGCCGACGGGGUCGCUCGAGCUGCGCAGGGCGCUGGCGGCGUUCGUGCGCGACGUGUUUCGGCCUAGUAUGGGUAUCGACGAGAAGAACGUCUGUGUCUGUCUCGGCGCGGGCAACGCCGUGGAUAAUCUGGCUUUCUGUCUCGGGGAGCCUGGCGACGGCAUCCUCGUGGGCAGGCCGCUCUAUGUGGGAUUUUUCCCGGAUAUUGAAGCCAGGGCAAAGAUCUUGCCCGUUCGGUCAGAAGCUGACCAUGGGCACGAGCUUGAGGACCACCUCAGAGUCAAGCCCGUCCUUGUCCCCUUUGGCCCUGAUACGGAUCCCACCUCUGCCGCGGCGGUCCCUUUCUACGAAGCUGCUCUACACCGAUCCAACGCUGCCGGCGUACCCAUCAGGGCCAUCCUCCUGUCCAACCCGCACAACCCGCUGGGGAGACCGUACGAGAACGACUUCCUCACGGGUAUCAUGCAGCUCUGCGCAAAGCACAACAUCCACCUGAUCUCGGACGAGGUCUACGCACGCUCCAACUUCCCCAGCACCGACAUCCCCAACCCGGCGCCCUUUGUGUCGGUGCUCUCGUUCAACCUGGCCGAGUACAUCGACCCGUCGCUGGUGCACGUCAUCUACGGCAUGAGCAAGGACUUUUGCGCCAACGGGAUCCGCGUGGGCGCGCUGAUCUCGCCCGCCGCCAACGGCACCGUGAUGCGGUGUUUCCGCGCCGUGGCGAGUUUCAGCCGCGCCUCCCAGCUCGCCGAGCACGCCUGGCUGAAUCUCCUUAACGACCUGCCAUUUCUGGACACGUACUUCCCGCUGCUCCAGCAGAGGAUGACGGACGCUUACGAGUUCACCACCUCGUUUCUGAAACGGCACGAUAUCCCGUAUACCAAGGCGAGCGUGACGAGUUUCAUCUGGGUCGACCUGAGUCGCUAUCUCAGAGAGGACAGCGUCGAGGCCGAGCUGGAGCUGAAUUGGAAAAUGGCCCACGGCGGCGUGUGGUUGGCCAUGGGGGCGAGUUUCGCCAGUGAGAAGAACGGCAAUUUUAGGAUAACGUUUGCGACACCGAGAGAGGAACUGAGCAUGGGGUUGGAAAGGUAUGAUAUUGCGAUUGUUGCCUCGACGUGGUGCUGA